Molecule: messenger RNA, 828 nt
Organism: Ceratotherium simum simum (southern white rhinoceros)
Lineage: Eukaryota; Metazoa; Chordata; Mammalia; Perissodactyla; Rhinocerotidae
Product: olfactory receptor 5A2-like
Biological process (GO): G protein-coupled receptor signaling pathway
Cellular component (GO): membrane
Molecular function (GO): olfactory receptor activity
Source: RefSeq, a predicted model, not a curated record
AUGGUACCAAGCAGGUCCACGGAAGCAGAAAGAAAUCACACCUCCAUGGCCAAAUUUGUUCCCCUAGGACACUCAGAUGAAAAAGAGUUGCAGCUUAUUUUCUUCCCAAUUUUCCCAGGAAUCUACCUUAUGGCCCUAAUUUGGAACCUGGGUCUCAUCAUCCUAAUCAGGAUGGACUCCCACCUGCACACACCUAUGUACUUUUUUCUCAGUUUCCUGUCAUUUGUAGACAUCUGCUAUUCUUCUCCCACCAGCCCAAAGCUGCUUUCAGACUUCUUAAAAGAUGAAAAAAUGAUUUCCUUCAUUGCUUGUGCCACCCAGUACUUUCUUGGGUCCUGGAUGUUUCAGGCUGAGUGCUGCCUCUGGGCUGCCGUGGCCUAUGACAGAUAUGUCGCUGUUGGUAGGCCUCUGCAGUACUCAGCCGUCAUGGAGAUUGGCGUCUGUCAGAAGAUGGUUGCUGGGGCCUGUGGGAGUGGUUUCCUUAGCAGCUUAGCUCAGACAGUCCCUUGCUUUCAUCUCUACUGCUGUGGGCCAAGUACCAUUCAGCAUACCUUCUGUGACAGAACCCAUUUCAUUUCCUUGUCUUACUCCAAUCCCUUCAUCACAAUGAUUCUUUUUCCGGGAGCUAUUUUUGUUGGGUUUGGUUCUUUCCUUGUUAUCCUCUUAUUUUAUGGUUUCAUUGCAGCUUCCAUCCCGAAACUAUCCUCCAUCAAAUGUAGUUCCAAGGCCUUCAAUGCCUGUGCCUCCCACCUGGGAGUUGUGACAAUCUUGUAUGGCACAGGCCUCUCUGUGUACCUGCAUAUUAGCUCUAGCCACUCCAAGAAGUAG